Messenger RNA from Panicum hallii, 1343 nucleotides. RefSeq names its product mitochondrial metalloendopeptidase OMA1-like. Gene Ontology annotation, cellular component: membrane. The coding region runs from base 499 to 1281 and encodes 260 amino acids. Gene Ontology annotation, molecular function: metalloendopeptidase activity. The record is from RefSeq and is a predicted model, not a curated record. The transcript is spliced from 2 exons. Lineage: Eukaryota; Viridiplantae; Streptophyta; Magnoliopsida; Poales; Poaceae.
UUUAAUUUGGAAAAUAAUUUAUAAUUUGGAACAGAGGAACUACCAUAAAUACAAAUGCUAGGUUCUAGUGGUCAUUUGAAGUAAAGAAUCCCUCUAACUUUCCUGCCUGUUUCUCCAACGCCGAAGCCCUUUUCGUGGUUUACUGCAAAUGUUUUUUGUUCUCUGCUCGUUGCUGCUCUGCUUGCAGUCCAGUCCGACUCGGACUGUCCGAGGACUGAUUUCCGCUGAUUGUGCCGAGUCCGAGAACUAAUUUCGGCUGUCUUGGGCCGAGUCCGAAUCUAGAUUGGGAGAUUGUGGGCCAUAUAUAUAUGGACACACCGAGACCUUCUUUGGCCGGCGCCUUCUCUGCAACCUCCUCGCCGGGACAGCACCAGCGAAGCGCUUCCAUGCUGCUGGGCUGCGGCGGCGGCCAGCGCCGACGCCUCAGCCUCGUACGACGGCGCCGAGGAGGAGGAGGAGGAGGAGGAGGAGGAGGAGGAGGAGGAGGUGUGGGAUCGCAUGCUCCCCCCGAACCACCCCCAGACCAUCCGGGUGCAGCGCAUCGCCGACCACCUCAUCGCCGCCGCGUGUGACGACACGAACUACGGGCCGCGGAGGCUCUCGGCGAGGAUCCGGCGCCCCUUCGACGGCAUCCACUGGACCGUUGGCGUGGUCGACGCGGGGGGGUACGUCACCGGGUUCAGCACCGCGACCGGCGACAUCGUGGUCUCCACGGGGCUCCUCUGGUGCCUGCGCCAGGACGACGCCGUCGCCGCGGUGCUCGGGCACGAGGUCGGGCACGUGAUCGCGAGGCACAGCGAGAAGAGGGCGAGGAACUGGUUCCUGGCCGGCCUCCUCGCCAACUUCGCCGGGGAGCUUCUGCUCCUGCACGACGACGCGCCGCCGGAAGAUCGUGCGGCGGCGCGGAGCGAGUGGCAGUCGCUCUUCAUGCGGCCGUGCUACCGCAGCCAGGAGUACGAGGCGGAUCGCCUCGGGCUCCUCCUGCUCGCCGCCGCGGGGUACGACCCGCGCGCGAGCCCGCCGAUGUACAGGAAGCUCGGAGAGAUGGGGGCAGACGCGGCGGCGGACGACGUGGACGCGACGCAUCCUCCGAGCGCGAAGAGAGCUGAGCGCCUGUCGGAGGCCAAGGUCAUGGACCAGGCGCUGGAGCUGCACAGAGAAGCAGCUCUGUACGGCAAGGGCGCCGCAGCUCGAGGUUCCUGGACUUGGAUGACUCGAAAAUUCUACGGAAAUGCCGAAUUUCAUGUGCCUGUGCACGAGAAGACAAAUUCAGGCACUUAAAACUUUCAUUUUUGUAUGACGAAUUUUUAUGAGAUUUUACAAAAUUUUGUGUCUAGUGUCAC